Molecule: messenger RNA, 2515 nt
Organism: Stomoxys calcitrans (stable fly)
Lineage: Eukaryota; Metazoa; Arthropoda; Insecta; Diptera; Muscidae
Gene: Spn28Dc
Product: serine protease inhibitor 28Dc
Exons: 2
Coding region: 326-2341 (671 amino acids)
Molecular function (GO): serine-type endopeptidase inhibitor activity
Source: RefSeq, a predicted model, not a curated record
AGGGUGAAACGAAUGAAUAGUUACGGUUGGAUUGCGCGCACAACGAACCUAAAAGUGAUAAAGCCAAAAAAAUCUAGAAAUCCAAACAAACAAUUAAAAUACGUAAGAGCAUAGUGCUAUUAAUUUUAAUAAAAUCAGUGUAAAAAAUUGGAACCGCAAAAAAAUAUUAAUAAAGUUGUCUGGUUUUUUUAAUAAACCAGAAUUUUAGCCAGUGGUUUUUGAGCGGCUCUUAAGUUCGUUUCGUUUGGUUAUACGAAGUAAACAAUCGGCAUCUAUAAUAAAUUCAAACAAAUUGCGGUAUAGCCAGUAAAUCAGACGGUUAGUGAUGAGAAUUUUAAGUAGCUGCAGUUUCACAUUUGCGUUAUUUGUGUUACUGGCGUUUGCAAACGCAUCAGCACAGAUAGCCAAUGAUGGCUUAAUCGCACAAACCAGCUCAAAUCCACUUAAUAUUGCAAAUGGCCAAGUCCCAAUGGCUCCAAUAUUUUCCCCUCAGCCAGUAUCCACGUCAAGAAGGCCAACAUUUUCCACAGGAUCAUCUGCGCCGCAAUUUUCAUUAUUAAGUUCUGGUGCAACUGUAAAUGAAUUCUCCGCAUCGCCUCAACUACCUGUAGGUGACGCCAACAGUGUAAUGGAAAUGGUUGCUGAAAAUGUCUUGCAAUUCGGCCAUGAUAUUGCCCACCGAAUAAACGAAUUGGAUCCAUAUGGUUCACGUAGUGAAAUAUUUUCUCCACUCUCGGUUAUGUCAGCGUUAUCGCUACUUAUGCUUGGUUCCAGGGGCAAAAGCUAUCAGGAGCUUAAAAAACUGAUUGGACUUGAUAAGUCGAUUGAGUUAGAACGUCAUCCUAGCACAUAUCAUGAAAUAUUUGGUUCCAUGCUGAGCGACAUGGAACAUUUCGAUGUGAAUGCUAAUAACGAGGUCCCAACACAGAGAAAAUCUCCGCCUUGGCGUCAUAGCAUGAGUAUGAAUAUGAAUCCCAGAGGUGGAAAAAAGCCAGAGGGUAUUUUGCAUACAAUUAGUGUGGCCAAUGGAUUGUUUGUACAAACUGGAUAUUCGUUGAAUCCCGAUUAUAGCCAAGUGGUCAGUUCCAUUUAUGAUUCACAACUAACACAGUUAGAUUUUAUAAGAAAAUCUCGUGAAGCUGUAAAAUAUAUCAACAACUGGGUUAAUGGAAGUACAAACGGAAAAAUUUCGGAAAUCAUUACAGGUGACAUCUCAAGUUCAACCAAUGUUGUGCUCGCCAGUGUACUCUACUUUAGAGGAUUAUGGGAAAUUCCAUUCUUUCCGCGCUCAACAAAUGUGGAUAAUUUCUAUCAAGAUGGUCCCGGCAGUCCACCUAUUCGGGCGAAAUUCAUGGCUACCGGUGGUAUAUUUCCCUUCUACGAUGCCAAGGACUAUGACUGUCGCAUUAUAGGCUUGCCCUAUAAAGGAAAUGAGACAACUAUGUAUGUUAUACAGCCGAAUGCCUCCACUCGACAAAAGUUAAAGGAGUUAAUGAGUGUUUUGGAUGCUCGCAAAAUUAACGAAAUGAUUGACCGAAUGGUUUACAAGACGACGGUUAUGGUCUUUCCCAAAAUGCAUUUUACCCGCACCAUGAAUAUGAAGAAUAUUUUGCAAAGUAUGGGAGUUUCCGAUAUAUUCAAUGGGGUUCGGAGCGAUUUGUCAUUGAUAGGUGGUGGCAGAACUUUUGCAGCGCCCCCAUUAGCUGCAGCUCCCUUACCAGCUGGAUCUCCCACACCAGAUGGAGCUCCCCCACCAGUUACAGCUCACCGAUUAGCUGCAGCACAAGGAUUGGCUAUAACGCCCAUAUGUUGUGCAGAUCGUUUUAGAACUAAGAAUUCGAAACCUCAAUUCUACGAUAGGUACAAUGAAAGACUAUUAAUAUUUACAAGUCGCUUUGGCGAUAUCGAUGCAACCUAUGAAUCAACUACAUCUGGGUCUACAACCUCUGAGUCUACUACCUCUGAAUCUACUUCCUCUGAAUCUACUACCUCUGAAUCUACAACUUUAGAUUCGAAUGAAAUGAAGCACAAAAUAAGGAAACGCCAAGUUCCUAACGCUUACGAUCAACGUAAUGUUCAGGCUCUCGCAAAUCUUGAAUCUGAUCGCUUCAGGCAAGACAUAAUGCGAUCGGAUCUCUUUGUAGAUGAAAUUGUCCACAAAGUGGACAUUGGCAUCGAUGAGUAUGGCACAGAGGCUGCAGCUGCAACCGCUGCCUAUUUACAUCGUUCCGGUACUGAUGUUGUCUUCCGUGGAGAUACCCCGUUCCUAUUUGUGAUACGUCAUGAUCCUACAAAGUUGCCACUCUUUUAUGGAAUAGUCAAUAAACCCGAAUUGGAUUGAUUGUAUGUUGUGAAGAAACGCAAUUAUAUAUUGUUCAAUAUUAUAGCUGUAAUUUAUGUAUUUUUAAUGUUAUGUAAACCAUUGUUUCUUAAUUAUUAAUGAUACCUAUUCAUCAAUACUUUAUGCAAUGCUCGAAUACUGAUUUAAAUUAUAAUAAAAACUUUGUAUAUAUAU